GCUGGAAAUGAAGGGAUGGACUGGAGCUGGUGAGGGAGGGGGCUCAGCUGUGUAAAUACUGAAGUAGAUCCUGAUGUACAUACUUGUGUGUGGAGGCAUUCCGAUCUUUCCUUUUGCUUCUCUUGAGUUUCCUACUUCUGCAAAGCUGGCUUUUGUUGUCUGACAGUAUUUUGGAGGUGGGAAAAAUAGAUUUUGCUACCUCAGUUUUUAAGUUUUUUGUCUAAUUUUUCACUUAAAAAAAAAAAAAGUUAUGGAAACACUUAAGGCUUACGGCCUUACUGCUUUACAUGUGUUCAUGUAUUUAGCUGUAGGGAAGUUGGUCUUUCUCCUCCCCCAAGGGAGUUUCCUGUGUAUAUGGAAAAAAUACAAAGCAGAAGUGAAAGAUACCUCAGGCUUCCAAACCUGCCGCUCGCAUUUCACUUCUCCCACUACCCUCCUUCUCAUCAUAGAAACAGUCCUGCAGUUCUUCCUCUGUCUCCACAACAAUACCAACUCUUUAAAGAGUUACUCACCAUCAUAGCUAACAUGGCAGGUAGCUUGACACAUGCACAAAAUUAUUGCAGCAACCUGUUAGCCACUGGGGAAAUUAAAAAAUAAAAAUAAAAAAAUACAUAGUGAAUUAAUUUUCUGGUGUUUAUCUUCAAAUUGCCAGAAUUUAGACUUUCUUCAGGCUAGUAAAUAUAACAUAAUUUGCUACCUAUUACAAGAGCUUUAUAGUCAUAAGUAGAUUUAGCAUUCAACCCAUGUUGUUUUUUUUUUAUUGAAAAAUACACUUGAGGCCGGUUCCCUAAAACUGUGUGCACAUGGAGAUGACAAAUUAUUUCGUAGCUGAUGAGUUUUGAAGUUCUGCCUGUCUUUUUUCAUUGACAUCAGUAUUCUGGAAAUGUCUGCCCAGACCCUAAUUUUUGUAGAACUCAAAGCAAUGUGCAGAGCUGAAUUAUGGGUUCCAAAGUUACAGCGAGGAUGGAUAAUCAGUUCUCUAACAUGAGAUUAAUUUUUUAAUAAACUGGGAAGCAAAAGCAAUGAAGGACUCUUUGCAGUUAGUAGGCUAAUAAGCAUGUCCAUAUUUUCCAGAAUGCAUUAGUGGCUUGGAAGAAGACACUAUACAGCCUCUCUGUAGUGUUCAACUCCAAGCCACAGUUUCUAAUAUAGGUCACCCCCAGAAUUUGCUUAGAAUGAAACUUUCUGUUCAUUUAUCUUGGCUGCAUGGGCAUCUGUACACUUUAACCCAGGAAUUCAGCUUCCCUGCCUGAUUUCUGGCCCUUAAUUAUUGCGUUUGUCCAUGAUUCCCAUUUUUCUUGGAGAGCUCAACUGCCCCGUUUGGAGCAGCAGUAAGCAGGAAUGGCAGAAAGGGAAAUCUCACCGCUGAGCAGUGCAUUCCAUGUACUACACGCUUGGCAUUCCCUUGCUGGCUAUCAUUUUUGAAUCAGGCAAGGUACGAAUAAGGCAGUGGUAGCUGCUAACUAAAAUGCCUUCUGAAAUUUGGUGGUUUUGUACUUCAAAACAGCUUUGACAAUUUACUUUCCCUUCUGGCCUGAAUGUACUUGAAAGGAUGAGACAAUGUUUUGAAAAGAGGUUGGGUUCAGAGCUCAGCAGUUGGGAGCCUUCGCAGCACUGCUUAGGCACGCUUAUCAUGCAGUAAAAUCCUCACACACGAAUUGGUGCCAGCACAAGCAUUUUUCUGGGAAAUCUGUGUCGUGGCAGACCUGGGCAAGAGAUCAUGUAAGAUCUGAGUACUGUUGGGUAAAGCUUCCUUCUGAUGUCCUACUGAUGGCUUAGAAUACCUCCGUCUGGUGAAGUUCAUGUUAAAAACAUUCUUGUUUUCAAGUUGGCUUCAUAGUUUAUAAUGUACCUCAUUAAGAUUCAGGGAGAAGUUUUACCAGUAAUUUGCAUCUGUGUGGAGUUUAAACUCGACAAACCUGAAAAGCAAGCCUACUUGAAUUAAGUAUGAUUCACACAAUUUCCAUUAAAAAAAAUGGACAAUAAUAACUGUUCUGCAUUUUGUGCUCUGCAGAUUCUUUUUCUUAGGAAAAAUAGCCUAUAAAAGCUAUUUUGGCACAAGAGAAAUGUGUAAUUGUGCAAGAGAACUGCAAUGCUAUAAUACCAGAGGAAAGGAAAAGAAGGUGUUAGUCUGCUGACAUCUCAGACACAUAACAUGAACUUUUCAUUUGAGAAUUAGAAAUGUGCUGUGAUAAAGAGUGAAGGUGUGUUUUUGGAGUGUCAGUUUAAUUGCCCUGUUCGGUAAUCCCUGACCCAUUUAGAAUAACAGUUAUAAAAAAUAUUGUUGUAUUUGAUGGCAGGCAUGGUGGAGGUGAAAUUUCUCAAGCAAUUUGUUUUUAAAAAUGAGUUAUGCAAUGAAGAGUAGCAGUAAUUGAAAGUCACUUCUAGCUUAUUUGUUCGGAAAUGCAUUUUUUGUGUUGUUUUUUUUUGUAAUAAAUGCCCACUUUCUUUUUUUCUUUCCAAAGUCAAGUAUUAGUUUAAUGGGAAUAUGAGUUUCUGUCUCUUUCCUGUGUGGGAACACUCCUUUAUUACUGCCACGGCAGUCGUUGAAGUCUGAAUUGAUGACUUAAUUUACCCAUGAGUCAAUUGAACAAACAAACAAACAAAAAAACCCACUGAAGCUUUUAGAUGUUUUUAAAUGGUCGUUAUUAAAAUGCAGUUUUAUAAAUUGCAGGCCGAGCAGCACCUAAUUUUGCCAUCUUGUGUGAUUUUAAAGGUUUAAGAAUACUCUGUUUAUAUAAAAUGCUCCCUGGUUGUAGACUGCUAGCACAAGCACAGAGGGAUUGACAAAGAAUGGCUGUCCUAGAAAGUGAAAAAAGCCUCUAAUUCUCCCUCUUUUCUGGAAUGUGUGUUUAUUGCUGCUGUUUUUAUAUUCAUGGGAUGAAGUAUUCAGAAGCUUAAUUACGAAACAAUAUACUGGAGAUUGAUUAAUUCUAGGAUACUGACAGCUCAUUUUGCAACUGCGCCCAGUUAAUGUUAGUGCAACCACAUAAUUCCUGAGUGAUGCAAGAAGAAAAUGUCUGAAAUCUAGGAAAACCUGUAAUUUUGUAAAACAGGUUGGUGCCAAGUACAGCUUUGUUAAAGAGUAUGCGUGCUCACAGGUUUUGUGUCAUCACAUCUAUUGUGGAGACUAAUUUUAUUUGACACUUAGAACACAACACAGCUUAUGAGCUGAUACCUAUUCUCUGAUUUAACACUGAUAAUUAUUUAUGAAUUGUUCUACAAAUCUAGAAGCAGUGGAUGAGGCACAGUUGCAUAGAAGUAAGCUUACAUAACUGCAGUAAUUUUCUUUUAAUGAAUAGGAGGAGCUGCUUCCAUUUUACAUUUGGAAGUGUUACUGCAGCAUGGAAGUUGGAGGAGGAAAAGAAAUGAGAGGAAAUAGAAAUGAUGACGUUGUGUGUUCUUUUGUUGUUUGUUUGUCUAGUUUUUAUAGAAGCUUCCAAAACAUAAAAAGUUGGUGUAGCUGACUGAUAGGCUGGAGAAAGGAGAUGAUAGGGUAUAUUCCAAAGGUGUUCUUUAAGACUAUGAAAGUACAGUAAAGGCUUUUCUAAAUGGCUUUUGAAACUUUUGCUUUGGUAGGCUGAGGAUUGUAUCAUAGAGUUCCUAAAGUGAGAUCAGUAAAUGCAAUAUACAAAUAUUCUUUUUUUCUAUUACAUCAUUUAAAAUACAAUUAAAAUGGUCUGUACCAGCCUUCUCAUGGGAGGUCAUGUUCUCCUCUCGCUGUUCCUGUUGGCUGCACUGUGGUUAUGUUACUGCUUAGUGUAUUCCUGCUGAAUCAAUAAAGCUCGCUUGUCUCCCGCCUCCCCCCUUGAAUCAGUGUGUGGGAAGCUGUGCCAGGUGCUGUGUUGGGUGUGUGUGGAAAGGUAAGGGUAGCUGCAAGGAAGCUGGCUGGUGAGACCUGUGCUUGGCGGUGACAGCAGCGCAGCUGUUGCGAAGCUGUGGUCCAGCUGAGAUUUGGGGCAGCUGAGACAUGAGUGGAUGUCUGCUUGUCCUGAUCUAAUACCGACAGAGGCAGUUGAGAGUAGUGACUCAGCUGUCACAGAAGAACUUGUUGAUGGGCCUGUUGAGACUGUAAAGGUAUUAGUACACUUCACUGUCAUGUUGCAUUAAGUUUUGGCUGCAGUUGGGUGACAGUCCUGUACUCUGCUAAGCUUAACUUCAGCUAAGGGUCUCAGUCCACUAACAAGAUCUCUUAAUUAUGUUUAAGACUUGUUUUCUUGAAGUCAUUUUCCUUUUCAAAAGGGUUCAUUUUCAUUCUUGAUUUUUAACAACAGAUUUGAGUCACUCAAGAAUUAAAAUACUGUAGGUUAUUCAGUUUUAUAACUUCUAGGUAACUUAAUUAUUCUUUGUUUUAUUUUCUUGCACAGAGUUCCUCUCUAUGAGAGUUACAGUGUCUUCUUUGGCUUCUGUUACAGUCGAGCUUGAGAUGACCAAACAGCUUUAUGCAACCAAAACCAGUUUUCCCUAUGGUCUCCCGCUUCCCAGUGCAUUAGGGUGUGGUGUGACAGAUGGGUGGGCUGAACUGGCUCCCUGGGAAAGGCUGAGCUCUGCAGGCGGUGUGGUGGAAGCUGGUUGAGGAGAUUGGAGCGGUCCUGGCAGCUGGGGACACCGUAAGCCCCUUAGGGACAGAUUAGUGUGUUCUCCUUGGCCUUGUACUGAUAGGAAGCAGUCACUGAAGUAAUGAAGCCUCUUCGAUUAUGUAGUAAAAAGGGUAAGAAAAAGCACACAGAAGAGUCAUUAGCCUAUUAUUUUAUAGAACAGUAAUUAGAAAUGUUGAGCUGGGCGGCAACUUUCCCUGUCAAGAAUCACUUAUUUCAUCAAGAACUGUUCAAAAGAAAUACAUACAUGGUAUGUAUGGUUAGUGAGGUUAGGCUGGCUUUUUGAGGAUCUUCCUCCUUUUUAAGUUCGGUAUGGUUCUUUACCACUUCCUUGCUAAGUCAUUCACAGUUUCUGCUUCUGCAAGGUACUUUUGGCAUUACUGUGAAGUGGCAAUUCAAAGAAAACCGUGAACUUGUUUUGUGCUUUUUCUUUCUUAACUACAAUUUUUUGUAAGUUGCCUUCUGCACAGAUGAUGAAUGCUGCUCACCCAGCUAGGAAUGGGCUGGAAGAUCUCUUUACGGAGAGGAAGCUGUUCUCUGGAUGCUGCAGGCAUUGAUUCAGAUGGGGAAAGAAAGCAACGUUGAGCAAAACCUCAGAUACUAUAAUGUACAGAAAGGUUCCUAUAUUGACAGGAACCCAGUUUUAACAAGUGUUGUUCCGAGUCCAAUUUGUGACUUUAGUCAAAUGUUUGGCAUCAGAAGCAACAAUCAGUGGGGUUUUUAGAAUUGGUUCCUUGUGCAUCUAAAACUGUUCUGCUUCAGACUAAAUCUUAUUUGGUUGUGAUCGUGGUCAGUUAGUAGCCAUAAAAAGCAUUGUUCUAUUACUCAAUAGCUGUGUUCUUACCAUAUUUGGCAAGUUACUUUAUUAAAAAGACAAGAGAGUGGAUUGGUUUUGUUGUCAUUAUUAAAGGCCAGGUGAUAAUUCUAUUUAUGGUUUAGUAGGGUACAUAGAAUCACUUUCUUAAGAAAUAAAAAUCAACCUCUCAGUUGAAAUAUCUGUUUGCAGGUAACGUGCAAGGUGAGAUACAGUGGGAAGUAGACAGGGCUGGAGGGAAAAGAGGAAUUCUAAGCACUGUAUGCUCAGCAAAGUGGUUGUCACUGAAAGCUUUGAAUGUGGAACUCUGCUUCAGACUAUUUUUGUAUGAGCAGCUUACCAUUAUUUUAGUGGCUAAUUGUGUGCACUAUUUUUUUUUCUUAAUGGUCACUUUUUUUUUGAGUGGAUGAAGAUAAAACUAAUCAGCCUUAUAUUGCACAUUCCUUAUGCAGUUGCAGUAGCUGUGGCAGAUUUCAUUACAUUUUAGAGGCUGAGAUUCUGUUGUCAUGCUGAUUUUUUUUCAACCUGGUAACUCUUUCAGCUGCUGAGAUAAACACGUGCAAAUCUGUAGUUUUCCAUGAGCAUUUGAGCCAACAUCAGGGAAUCAGUCAAAAAGAUUUGUAUUUAAUAGAAUUGUUAUAAAUGGAGUCAUUUCUGAUGGUGUUUCUUACACUUCGCACCAUCCUACCAUUUUAAUGACAUGCUUUAAGUUGAUUAUUUCUAACUUCUUUAGUAUACUUGAGAUUAUUGAGGUAUUGUAGGUUCUUGCAGCAGGUACCUACAGCAAAAAUCAAAGCAGGGAAAAUACAUCUAGUGAAAUAGGUUUAGUCACUUUAUUAUUCCUGAGUAAGUUGUCAUUCCUGGCUUUCUUUCCUUAUUGUGGCACAGUUGUGCGAGUUCUGUCUCCAUUGGACUUGACUUUGAUUUUUGGAAUCAUGUGAAAUCACGAUGAUUUACUAAAUGAAGGGUUUUUUUUUUUUUCCUAAAUGCAGCCUGACUAGUACAAACUGGUGAAUUUGCUUACUUCUCUAAGUUGUUCAGAAAUCAGCCCUUUCACUGAUGAUAGUGCAAGCUGUAUUUAGGUUGCAGUUGUAGUUCUGUGAUUUUCUUUUUAUGGGGACUGGAAAUGAGAGAGGACAAUAAUGAAAGCAAUGUGGGAGGAUGAAAGCAAGGUCAGAAAAGGGAGAGGGAGUUUCUAAUUGAACCAGUGACCUCCAGUGAGAGGGCGUGACUAAAUGAGCCAUUUUUUUUCUAUUGUAUUUAUGUCCUAUUAUUUGAUAUAGUGCCAGAAGUGUAUAUAGUGGUGUACAGUAGAUUUGUUUCAUGCACAUAACAUGUUCCCUGUGCUUGAGGACUCGGUGAGGAUACAGAGUACAGGAUCAUGCAGUACAGAGAUGUGAGAGUGCAUGGUUGGUGGCAUUCACCCUGGAGCAGGAAAUUUGGAGAGCGACCUCAACCGAAACGGCUCACCAGGGAAGCAAUGCGGAAUUACCUUAAGGAGCGAGGCGAUCAAACAGUACUAAUACUCCAUGCAAAAGUUGCUCAGAAAUCAUAUGGAAAUGAAAAAAGGUUCUUUUGUCCCCCUCCGUGUGUGUAUCUUAUGGGCAGUGGAUGGAAGAAAAAAAAAGAGCAAAUGGAACGGGAUGGUUGCACUGAGCAAGAGUCACAGCCUUGCGCCUUCAUUGGAAUAGGAAACAGUGACCAAGAAAUGCAGCAACUGAACUUGGAAGGAAAGAAUUAUUGCACUGCCAAAACGUUAUACAUAUCAGAUUCAGACAAGAGAAAGCACUUCAUGCUAUCAGUAAAAAUGUUCUAUGGCAAUAGUGAUGACAUCGGUGUGUUCCUCAGUAAACGAAUCAAAGUCAUCUCCAAGCCUUCUAAAAAGAAGCAGUCACUGAAAAAUGCAGACUUAUGUAUUGCAUCAGGGACAAAAGUGGCACUAUUUAAUAGACUUCGAUCCCAAACAGUUAGCACCAGAUAUUUGCACGUAGAAGGCGGUAAUUUCCAUGCCAGUUCACAACAGUGGGGAGCAUUUUACAUUCACCUCUUGGAUGAUGAUGAAUCGGAAGGAGAAGAAUUCACAGUGAGAGAUGGCUACAUUCAUUAUGGGCAGACUGUCAAACUUGUAUGCUCCGUUACUGGCAUGGCACUCCCAAGACUGAUAAUUCGAAAAGUAGAUAAACAAACAGCAUUAUUGGAUGCAGAUGAUCCGGUAUCGCAGCUCCAUAAAUGUGCAUUUUACCUUAAAGACACUGAGAGAAUGUAUUUGUGCCUUUCCCAGGAGAGAAUAAUCCAAUUUCAAGCCACUCCAUGCCCAAAAGAACCAAAUAAAGAAAUGAUUAAUGAUGGAGCUUCUUGGACAAUCAUUAGCACAGAUAAAGCAGAGUACACAUUUUAUGAGGGGAUGGGACCGGUCCAUGCUCCAGUGACACCUGUGCCUGUUGUAGAAAGUCUUCAAUUGAAUGGCGGCGGGGAUGUAGCAAUGUUGGAACUUACAGGACAGAAUUUCACUCCAAAUUUACGUGUCUGGUUUGGGGAUGUGGAAGCCGAAACCAUGUACAGAUGUGCAGAGAGCAUGCUAUGCGUUGUUCCAGAUAUUUCUGCAUUUCGAGAGGGUUGGAGGUGGGUCCGUCAACCAGUCCAAGUUCCAGUAACUUUGGUCCGUAACGAUGGCAUAAUUUACUCCACCAGCCUUACCUUUACAUACACACCGGAACCAGGGCCACGACCACACUGCAGUGCUGCUGGAGCAAUCCUCAGAGCCAACUCAAGCCUCAUGGCUUCCAGUGAAACAAAUGCAAACAGCGAGGGAAGUUACACAAAUGUCAGCCCAAAUCCAACCAACGUCACAUCAUCUACAGCAACUGUAGUUUCCUAACUACUGUUGUUUGUUUGGACUUUAACUGACUUUUAAGUGCUACAUUCAAGAGAACUGAACAAUUUUUGUGGUUUCGUGGGAAAACACCUUUCCAUUUUAGGUGAUAUUAUUUUGAACCUGGUUACCUGCAAGUGCUAAUCUUAAAUAUAGAAGCCACAAUAAAAAAACAAAACAAAAACAAACAAACAUCCAAACAUAAGAACUUUAUUGGAAGUCUAUUUUUCAGCUGUUUUUUUUUUAAUGGGCAAGAAAUGAAAAUGUGGCUGGGAUACAUGUUGAGCAAACUAGAAAACAUGAACACAACAUAGUUUUUAUGGACCAAGGAACUUGUAUAAGCUUUAGUAUAAAAGGUACAUUUUCACCAUACCUUUUUUGUAUCACAACAUAUAGUACACUUUUGUUACCAAAUAGUUUAUAUUUUUUUUUCUCUGAGCUUUUGCUCUGAAGUGUAUUCAGGUUCCAAGCCUGACCAUGCUUGUAUAAUCUAAUUACCAUACUCUUCCAGUUUUAAAAAAAGUAUAUAUAUUUUUGGUCUGUGGCUGGAACUGUUCCUUUUUUUAAACUGAAGUCUUGUGACUUUUUAUGAACUGAAAUUGUUUUUAUUUCAGCAAGUAGAACCUUGUAAAGGCCAGCAUAUUUUUUUUAAGAUUAUAUGAAGUCUGUGCAAAAGCUUUAAAAAAUGCCUCUGCCUUGCCUGCAAUACAUGCAAUGUAUGUUAACUUUAGUGCUCUGUUUUCAGUCAUUGUUAAUAGUUAUUUCUGUUUUCCUUUUUUUUGAAUAUAUAUUUAUAGUGAUAAUUCAUGAGGUUCUAACAUUACAUGAGUUUCGUUUUUUCUAAAGGUGACGUCUCAAGCAGUCAUAUGAAUGAUUGUUCAUGUCACAGGCAUACGUUGGUGUUUUUGAAGGGUUGUUACUGGGUUACUCUCCCUCUUCCUUUCACAGUCAUAUUGCAUCUGAAAAUGUUUCAGAAUCUGUUCAGGUUUUUCUAUUCUUGUACAUAAUUUGUAUUAAGUGUAAGUUAAAUGUUUUAUUUCGAAAGUGGAAUGUUCCCAAUAACUUCAUUUGGCAGCAUGUCUUCUGUCUUGUUGGCAUGUAACUAAAAUAUCAUGAGAAGUAUAUGCUACAAAUGAGAUUGGUAGGUGAUGCCCUUCAUGGCUAAGAAUCACAAAAAGCAUGUUUUUCUUCAUACUGUUCGGUAAAUUAGGCCAGACUUAAGUGUAACACUUGCAUUGAGAACGUGCUUUCAUUGUGAAGUGAUCAUACCAUAAUAACUGAAGUAAAUUUUAUUACUUAGGAAUGGGCAAAUAGAAAAUCAUAAAAGCACUAUGAAGAUGUCAACUCCUCCCAUCCUUAUUUCCUAUGGGUUUCUCUUUCCCUGCCAACAGCUUGUGCAACAUUCAAGUCUUCUCUCCAUCAUAAAUUUAAGGCUCAUUUGCACUUUGACUUUGUUGGUCGUUGUGUUUGUUUUUCAUUUUGACUUUGCUGUGUUUUAGCUCUCCUUGCAGACCUGCCUGCUUCAUCUGUAAUUGAAAAUAUAUCCCACUAGUUCAUUCAUAGUCACAGAACUAGACAUAGAAUUGUAGGACAAGUUCUGAUAGCGUGAUCUUGAAAAGCCAAAAUAUGAAUUUUAUGGUUUGUUCAGCCUUUUUUUCUUCCCUGAAGCAUGAGCCACAACUGCUGUGUAAAUGUGAACCUGUGGCUUCCUACACUGCAUUGCUUUCAAGCUUACCUGUUGACCAUUUUCAUAGGGUUUUUAUUUCUGACCACUUACUCCAGUUCCGGCACCCACCAACAUUUUAAAGCAUUUUUGCUGCACCAUAUUUGUGUACUCUGACGCUCCAUUUUACUUGUUUGUUUUAGUGCUCCACUGUACAUGUGAGAACAAUGUGGUUAAAAAUGGAAAUUGGUUAUAAAGCAUAUUUAGAUAAUAGUUGAAAUCAGUGCCACUGUCCUUCUGAAACGUGCUUGUAUCCUACCACAGGCCUUCAUAUUUGCUCUGCUGUAUUAUGAAACAGACUCCCAUGACAUAGUCACAAUGCUGGUCCUUAGCACUAGUGGAUACUGCCUCACCUCAUCUCUGUUUCAGUGACCAAGGGCAGAAUUCAUUGUGGCCUUAUCUCUGUUUUAAACUGUUUACUGGCAUUUACUUGCAGAUCUGUUUACUUGCGUAUAUGCUAUAAAACUUCAUGUUAGUCGUCUUGUGGCAGGAAUCAUUUCACAGUGUUUUUGUUUGAAGCACAUAAGUAUCUUACAGUACUGUUUAAUUCAGAAGCCACAGAUUUUCAUCGCUAAUUAGACUGAGAAUUGAAGUGGUAUAUAUAUAUUGAAUUUAGAAGGAUAUUCAAGAACAAACCAUGAUAUACACACAAUAGGCAAACCAUAACGAGUCUUUUGUCCUUCAAAGGAUACUUUAAAUAGCAUUUCAGAACUUGACACCUGCUUUUAUACUCAUUAUUUUAAAAAUUUUUACAUGUAAAUGCAAUACUUUUUAUAUUCAGUUUAUUUGCAAUAAUUUUGCCCAAUAGAUAUAUUAUAUUCCUUGACUUGUAAAGAACCUAACGACCUAGCCUUAUUUCUGCUGUUCUACACACUACAGCCAUCUGGGUGAAAAACAGAUUACUAAGUUGUGCUUACAAGACCAUUUAAAACCCCUUUUUUCCUUUGGGCUUGUGGCACCAUUUUUGCCAGUAGUUACUUUGUAGUACAGAAAUGGUCUUCCAAGUCCUUACUGUUGUUCAGAUGUCCUGUUGUUCAGAUAUAUUAUCUUCCUGAACAUUUUCCUGUGGGGUGUUACUGUUACAUUUAUUGGCCUUGUGAGCUGUUAACCAAUUUUCAUGAUAUUAACAAUAUCUCAACAUUUUGAUACAAGUACUUUUAGAAUGUUUCAGUAUGAAACAAUUAUAAUUGUUCAAGUCUAGCUGUUAAGUCUGCUGUUAAUUCUGUAUACAUAGAAACUGAGUCUGUGUUCAGAAUGUUGUUAUAGUUCCAACUGUAGGAUGAAAAAGCAAAUUAUGUGCUCAGAUUUAGCUCUGCCUUUUCUUGUUUUCUUUUGUUUGGAACUGCAUUUCAGAAUUCAACACUAGCAUAGUCUUUAAUAACCUGCUGCUGAUGUUUUUCUUUCCUAAUUAUUUGCCCCGAGGGCAUCCCACAAUUGUGUUAGUAGUUAUAUUCUGUACUUCUUUUCAUUGCACAGACUUGUAAGAUCAGAAUGGUUACCUGAAAGACAGUUGUAAAUCUGUGGAUUCCCGUAUACAAAAUAUUAACGCCAAGUGAAAAAGAGUACCUAUUGGAAGUAAACUACCCACUUUACAUUAAAUGACUCCAUAGAGGUGUCCAUCCUGAAACUAGAUGCUCUUCAAUUAUUAACCAUGUUAUUUACUUUAUUUCAAAAGCAGCUGUGUUUAUGAGUACUGAACAAAUGUGUAUACUUGCCUGUGCCAGACUUUUGACUUUGUUUUCAAGCACUGUACUGUGGGAUUGAGUGGCAGCUUUGUUAGAAGAAGUAUAUUAGGGUUUCUACUUAACCCUUUUAAGACUGAACCAUUUCUUUCCUUUAGAGUUUAUAAAGGAGCAGUUCUAACUUCAUAAAUGUUCUUUGUUCAACAUUGCAUUUGCCCCAUAUGGAGGUGCUAUGCUAAUAUCAUUUAAAAAAAUAAUAAUCCUGUAGCAUGUAUAUACAUUCAGUCUUAAAAGGGUUAUUUUUACAAACUGUGCACCUGUAAAGUUUCUUAGCAAUAAGGUAGAAAAAAUGAGCAAGUUUUUACCAUAAUUUUGUAGAGUGAACUGCUCAGUUCCAUAUUUCAUCAAGAAAAAAACCCUGCAAUAUGGGCAGUUUUGAGGUUUAAAUAAAAGUGAAAUGUAAACCA
Molecule: messenger RNA, 12156 nt
Organism: Gallus gallus (chicken)
Lineage: Eukaryota; Metazoa; Chordata; Aves; Galliformes; Phasianidae
Gene: RBPJ
Product: recombination signal binding protein for immunoglobulin kappa J region
Exons: 11
Coding region: 6794-8290 (498 amino acids)
Biological process (GO): regulation of transcription by RNA polymerase II; Notch signaling pathway
Cellular component (GO): nucleus; MAML1-RBP-Jkappa- ICN1 complex
Molecular function (GO): RNA polymerase II cis-regulatory region sequence-specific DNA binding; DNA-binding transcription activator activity, RNA polymerase II-specific
Source: RefSeq, a predicted model, not a curated record